Molecule: messenger RNA, 1026 nt
Organism: Pelagomonas calceolata
Lineage: Eukaryota; Pelagophyceae; Pelagomonadales; Pelagomonadaceae
Source: the annotation of a GenBank genome assembly
GAGAGACUGAAAAACGAGGCAAGCGCAAACCCCAAUCGUUCGUGGGGGUCUCGAAAGGGCCCUAAUUUCUUGUUCGCAGCAGCGCCAAGGCGUGCGCUGCGUUUUUAGCCCUCCGAACGGCGCGCUUGAGCGCUCGAGGAAGUUCUUGUGCCAAUCAACAAAGGCGCGCCGCGCGCGACCGCGUACAAUGUCCGCGCCGACGACGCAGACAGCUCCCACAGCCCCGAACGGCCAGGCGGCCGCGGCGCCGCCCCCGCUCCCCGUGGCGCCCGGCGCGUCCCCGGCCCUAAACGCGAGGAGCCCCUUACUGACCUCGUCGCCCUACCUGCGGAGCAUGGCCCUCCUCGACAACAUGGACCUCCAGCAGCUCAUGGCCGGCGGCGACCUGAACCAGGAGGAGGCCGCGCGCCGCGCGCAAGGCCUCGCCAACGGAGGUCCUCAGCGGAGCCCCGAGGACGCUCUAGGCGCCCUGGCCGCCAUUACAGCGAGGACAGGCCACACGCCGCCGGGCCAGUACGAUUCCUUGGCACCGCCGGCCGAGGACACGAACACGAUGCGACGUGUCACUAGCCAUGACCAACUCACCGCAACAGCUGCUGCAGUAGCUGCUUUAUCCUCCCCGCGCGAGGCGUUCCCGAAGCCGACGCGACGAGCGCCCCCACCAGCUCCCGCCGAGGACUCGGGCCCCGGCGCCGACGCGAGAAGGAGGGAUGUUCGGCGCGAGCGGAACCGCGAGCACGCGCGCAUUUCUCGGGAGAGAAAGCGCCAGAAGCUCGAGCACCUCCAGGAGGAGAACGACGCGCUGCGGCGGAAGGAGCAGGUGUUGGUCGACGAGCGCAACAGAUUGCGCAUGAGGCUCGACGAGCAGGAGCGCCAGAACGCGGGCCUGCGGGCCUACAUCCAGCGCCACCGCCACCUGCUGGGGGACGUGGCCGCGGCGGUGCUGGCGCCGGCGCCGCCGCCCGCGUGAGGCGUCGCUGGGGGUGCCAUCGCUGAGCGCGCCCCGGCUAACCAAAUAUAUGUCGU